Messenger RNA from Papaver somniferum (opium poppy), 744 nucleotides. RefSeq lists its product as uncharacterized. The transcript is spliced from 2 exons. Bases 47 to 436 code for a protein of 129 amino acids. The record is from RefSeq and is a predicted model, not a curated record. Lineage: Eukaryota; Viridiplantae; Streptophyta; Magnoliopsida; Ranunculales; Papaveraceae.
UCGAGAAAGAGAGGGAGAGGGAGAGAGAGAGAGAGAGAGAUUUAGAAUGGCUGAAGUAAUGAAAUACAAAAGACUCGGGAUUGUCGUCAUUUUACUUUUGAUUGUAAUUAAGAUCGAAUGCCAGGGACCUGCUACUUCUCCUGAGCCGUCUACUGGCAGAGAUGAUAUGCCGGGGGACUCUUUGCCAUCUCCACCGCCACCAUCACAUGGUGGUGGUGUUAGCUACUUCAUUUGGAUCGUUGUCACUGUUCUGGUCGUAGCUGGAGUCGGAGUUCGAAGCUACUACAUAUUUGUUCGGACUCCAGAACUGAUGGAAAUGAAAACCCCCGACAAUACGUCCCCUCAAGUCUCCCCACUAUCCCAAUCGCCCGAUCAUUUGACUAUAGAAAUGUCUGAGCUCGGAAGGCAUGAUGAUGUAUCUAGGAGGACCAACUAGUGGGUCUGAUGAAGAUGCUUUAUGUCUGAUCUUAUUACAAUAAUCUAUAAUAAAACGAUUUGUUUGGUGUAUCAAUCGUUUUGGUGUCUCUAUAGUUAGAAUAAGAAUAUGUUAGAACCUUUGCUUAAUGUUGUUAAACAAUAUUCUCAUAUGGUUCACAGACAUUACUGAGAUUUUCUGAUAAAAAUGUGAUUGGUGGUGGAUAUGGUAUUGUUUAUCGAGGAGUUUUGCCUGAUUCUUCUGUAAUUGCAGUUAAAAAUCUUUCUAAACAAGAAGUAAAAAAAAAUUAGUAAAUUUUAGAUUCAAAA